Molecule: messenger RNA, 1043 nt
Organism: Xenia sp. Carnegie-2017
Lineage: Eukaryota; Metazoa; Cnidaria; Anthozoa; Malacalcyonacea; Xeniidae
Product: thymocyte nuclear protein 1-like
Exons: 9
Coding region: 160-762 (200 amino acids)
Cellular component (GO): nucleus
Source: RefSeq, a predicted model, not a curated record
AUGAAAACACCCUCCAUUUCUUGAAGGUCUUAUAGAACUCAAUGGUCAAACCACUCGAAUCUGCCUUGUGGUUCCCGAUCGUUCACGAAUUACAAUUUUUACUGACAUUAGCAUGACAUAGUUGAAAAUAAAGCUGGUAGACUUAAUAUCGCAUAAAAAAUGCCCCCGAAGAAAAAGAAAAAGCUGACAGCUGACAAUGCAAAUAUCAAAAAUAAUCAAAAUGAAACCGAGGCCAAAAAGAAAUUCACAAAAUGGCUAAUGAAAUCUGAACCAGAAAGUCGUAUAGAAAAAGGAGUGGAUGUUAAGUUCGGUAUUGAAGAUCUUAAAAGCAGCCCAAAUCAAACAACUCACUGGGAUGGAGUACGAAAUUAUCAGGCAAGAAAUUUCAUGCGAGAUCAAAUGAGGAUCGGUGAAUUAGCAUUUUUCUACCACAGCAACUGUAAAGAGCCAGGAAUUGCUGGCAUCAUGGAGGUGGUAAGAGAAUCAUACGUGGAUCAUACUCAAUUUGACAAAGCUGAUCCACAUUAUGAUCCUAAAGCUUCGAAGGAAAACCCCAAAUGGUUUAUGGUUGAUGUAAAAUAUGUAAGAAUGAUGAAACGUUUCAUCUCGUUGAAAGAACUUAAGAAACUCCACGUUGAACAUAAAGAAAAUGGAGGCCCUCUUAAAACCUUGGCCUUAUUCAUUCAGUCAAGACUAUCUGUGGCACCUUUAACAGAAGAGGAAUUUCGGUUCAUUCAGAGCUUAGAGGAUCAAAAAGAGUAACAGAACUGUACUAAUAUCCUGUUUGUUCAAAUUUAAAGUAUUUCAGUUUUUGUUAAUCUUCCAUGAAUGAAAUGAUUUUCACAUGCUAAAAAUGCUUAGCAAAUUGCCUCAUAUGGCUCUGUUAGAUUUUGUUUUUAUUGUGUAUAUACUGAUUUAAAAUACCUUAACACAAUAAGGAUACAUUUUGAAUGCCUAACACAUCCAACAAAACAUAUUUAGCAUGAAUUUGUAUAGUUUUGCUGAAUAUUCAGAAUUCUUUUCAAUAAAAUUUCUCGCCAGUU